Molecule: messenger RNA, 396 nt
Organism: Acanthamoeba castellanii str. Neff
Lineage: Eukaryota; Discosea; Longamoebia; Acanthamoebidae
Exons: 2
Coding region: 1-396 (131 amino acids)
Source: RefSeq, a predicted model, not a curated record
AUGCAACACAACCUCUGCAACGCCUACUGGUUUGGUGUUGGUGGCUGCACCAUCACCAGUGUGGCGCUUGGCAUCCACACUGGCUACAUGAACAUCAUGGACAACUUGCCCAAGCAUGAUCAACACAUGGCCUAUGGUUUCUUCAGUCAUGUGGUGGGAGUGGUCUUGGGCGCCAGCCUGGGUGCCACCAUUGGAUGUUGCAUCCUCUCCACCACCUACUGGUUUGGCUUUGGCGGCUUCGCCAUCACUGGUGCUAUGCUUGGCACCCGCUAUGGCUACAUGGACGCCAUGGACGGUCUGCCCAAGCACGCCCGUCAGGAGCCCAGUCCCACUGCCGAAGAGACCAGCCGGAGAGGCGGCAGAGCUAGAGUGGGACUGGGAGGACCACGUCAGUGA